AUGGCUGUUGGCUGAAUGAGCCCUGUGCAAACACGGCGAACAGAGCAGCGGAAGAAGACGGCGUCCUCUGUUGUUGGGAGCUCUGGCGGUGGCGGAUGCCGUGAGGCACGCAGGCGCUGCAAACAGCACCUGGGGGACUCAUAUAAACGUCGGCCGGGAGACGGACUGUGGUUGACACUGCGCCUCGAAGACGCCAUGCUCCGCCACUCGAUCGCUGCCUUCUUGCUGGUGGCUGCGUGCUCUGGCAACCUGUAUCCCAGGUUCGAGAAGGUGGUCCGAGACCCGUUGGUAUUCGACCUGCUGUACAGUACCACAUCUGGUGCUCAUAAUGAAUCUUGGUACUUCGAUGCUCCAGUCAACGUGACCUCUUUCAUCAUCCCAACUCAGAUGACUUGGUCCUCAGGUCCAGAGGCGAACGGAACGUACGUGGAGGACGUGGAACUGCUCAUCUACGAGGUGUAUGACCGUUCGGAGACUUACCUGGUUGGCAACGGUUCAUACUCUGGGACGGUCAGCAUGGGUAAAACGCUCCACAUACCCGUGAUGAAUAUCACGACUGGAGGCGAGCUAUACGUUAGACAGUACCUCACCAGUCUGGGAUACAACUACAUCCUCAGCUUCCACUUCAAGACGACCGGAAUGUAUCCCUGGUAUAUGACGCGUACAUUUUCCUCGUAUUCCCCUGUGAGUUCUUACACUGACGUAGAGGGUUUAGCUAUUGGACUAACUUUCAGCAAUGCCUAGAACUACAUUGGUUCGGUGAACAGUGUUCGGUUCCAAUUUUUUUCCAUCCUCAUACCGCUUCAGUGUCGGCUAAACAGAAGAACACGGGCAAAAUUAAAAAUAUUCCUGUACAAGAAUGGGAAAAUUUUUGCUAAUAUGUAUAUUUUCGGUGUCAUAAUUUAAACUUUCGAGCAGUCAGCACAUUUAGAACUUAAGAUGUAUUUGUAAUUCCUAUCAGAAACAUUAGUUUAAAAAUUAAAAGCAGGAAAGGUGGAAGUACAAGUUGCGGGAAUAGAACUGUUCUACACAUGUAGCACUUAUAAAAUGAAUUACAUGUUACAAAACACAGCAUUACAGUUCGACUAGUUUAGCCCAGAAAUGGCCGAAGUCGACAUUACGUGCUAAAAUGUGCAAGGGGAUGGGGAUGGGGUGAUUGGCCGUGGUCGGGACAGGAGUAUUUGUAGGGUUGUCUGGAUCUUACCACUAUUGCCGUAUGUUACGUGUUUUUUGUCAAUAGCGUCGUGAUAGUACUCAAAAACUGUAACUGCCACAAAGAAGUGGCACAAAUUAACAAUUAGUGACGAUCUGAAACAGAUGCUGUGAACACUGCAUACAAUUCAAUAUUUUGCUUAACUGUCAUCCUGAGUCAUCAACUCGUCUCGAGUUUUAAUAUACAUACCUUCCACAUUUCACUCCUACACUCCUACGCGAGGUGAUGUGACAAGUAGACACAGCUGGAAUCUGAAGUGCGUUUCCAUAGCACUACUCACCUUCUUCGUAUACCGAACUGUGACCGAUGAGUGAAGACUGAGAGGCGUAUGUGUAACGGUUAUAAUUCAUUUCCUUUACUGGAAGCCGUCUUAUUCGUCGACAAAACAUACUUGACUUUUGUACCUGCUAAGGUACACUAAGCUCUCAUGUCACUGCUAUAUGCGUAAAAUAACCACGGCUUUCAAAUAAACUUGAGAUUCAUAUAAUAGUUUUCUAGUACUUGUUUUCAUACCAUGAUUGCACAAUAAAGCUGUUAAUUUAUGAAGUGUAUUUUGCGUGUAUCUGCCAGCAUUUACUGAGAUUAAUGCGUGUAUGAAAAUUUCUGUGAGAAGCAAAUAAAGUUAUAUUGUAACAACAA
Schistocerca americana (American grasshopper) is the source of this 1852-nucleotide messenger RNA. RefSeq lists its product as uncharacterized. The transcript is spliced from 3 exons. Bases 16 to 744 code for a protein of 242 amino acids. Lineage: Eukaryota; Metazoa; Arthropoda; Insecta; Orthoptera; Acrididae. The record is from RefSeq and is a predicted model, not a curated record.